CAAAGUUUAAGACGCGUAUUGCGAUUCAAUUUGGUCCAACCCAAGGUUCCCAUAUUUUAAAGUUCAAAAAUAGAGAAAUAUAACCCGCUUGGGCUUGAGCCCAAUUUAGUAUGUAUAUGACUAAUUUUAGGCCUUUUAACCUCGCCGUUCCUCUUGAACUGAUAAGAGUAGUUCUAUCUUCCUCAUCGUCUCCUUCGUGUUCGCUCGCUUAACGCCGCCAUCAACGAUUUCUCUCAUCUUCUCCCAUACUUACUGGGUUUUGAUUGAAAAGAGUUGAAACGAUGUACAACGGAAUAGGGCUACAGACCGCGAGAGGAUCUGGGACUAAUGGUUACGUUCAGACGAACAAGUUCUUCGUGAGGCCUAGGAAUGGUGGUAAGCCUGUUAAUGGCGGAAAAGGGUUUGCGGAUGAUCAGGGAACCGCUGGUUUAUCCAAGAAGCCUAACAAAGACAUCCUUGAGCAUGACCGUAAGCGUCAGAUUCAUCUCAAGCUUGCUGUGCUUGAAGAUGAGCUUUCAGAUCAGGGCUUUUCUGAUGCUGAGAUUGCUCAGAAGCUUGAGGAAGCUAAAUUGAAGUUCGAAGCUGCUGCUGCUGAGGCUUCUGAGGAGAGUGAUGCGAAGAUCUCUGAUACACAGACUCAUCAGGUUGCUGCGAGGAAAGAGAAGCAGAUGGAAGCUUUUCGAGCUGCGCUUGGUUUGCGUGAUGAGGAGCAGGCUGAAGAAGGGAUCAUUGAGGAGGAGCCAACGGGGUUGGUGAAAGAGAGGCGUGAGCAUUCGUUUUUGGACCGGGGUAGUGGGAGGAAGGUAGAGGAGGAUGUAGAGGUGAAGGAUGGUAAGGGUAAGGAAAGCAAGAAGAAGCGUGGUGGUGAUGAUGUGGAUGAAGUGAAGCGUCACAAGAAGAAAGGGAGCAAGAAGAGAAGACAUGAUGAUGACUCAUCUGAGUCUGAUGAUAGUGGUCGUGACAGCAGAAGGAGGUCUAAGAAGAAGGCUAAGGGGCGUAAACAAGAGAGUGAUAGUGAAAGUGACUCUACCAGCUCCGAGUCUGACUCUGACAGUGACAGUGGAGAGAAGAGGAGAAGGAAGGCUACCAAGAAACGUGGUAGAAGCAGAAGAAGUGUCUCUUCUGAAUCUGAAGUUGAGAGUGAUGACAGCAAGAAACUUAGGAAGUCACACAAAAAGAGUCGACCCUCCAACCAAUCUGUUUCGAAAGCUUCAAAGGACAAACCUGAUGAAGGAAGAGGUGGGCGGAAGAGGCAUGAUUCUGAUGUUAGCGAGCCUGAAUCUGAGGAUGAGAAACAACAACUGCGAAAGAAAGAAGAAGCUUACCGUGGUGGACAAAAGCAGAAAAGAGACCAUGAAGACCUGGAGUUUAAUCGUCUCAAGGACAUGCAUAGAGGUGGUUCUAGUGGAAAGAAAGGUGCAAGAGACUCUGAUGACAGCGAGACGGAGUAUGGGAACAAUAAGAAACAGCUGCGCAGUAAAGUAGAAGUUUACAGUGGAGGAAUGAGCAAGAAGAGAGAUGACGAAGAGACCGUGUCCAAGCAUGGCAAGGACAGCUAUAAGAGUGAUUCUCGUAGCAAGCAAGUUGCAAAAGACUCUUCUGAUGACAGUGAGGCUGAGUAUGAAAAUAGGAGGGAGCUGAAGGAUGACAGUUACCAAAGAGGAAGGAAGCAGAUAAGAGAGGAAGACUACCAUGGAAGGGACAGGUAUAGAAGCGAUGAUGCUGGUCAGAGACGUGGAACAGUCAAGGAUGUUGAUGAUAGGUAUAGAGGUCGUCAAGACAGCGAGGAAGAGGAUGAUAAUGACAGGGGUAGAUACAGACACAGACGUGAAACGGUUAAGGUUAAGGAGGAUGAUGAAGAGUACAAGCGUGGCAGGGACAGGUACAGAGGCGAUAAGGAGGACAGGUAUAGAGAUGAAGUUGCUGCUGGGAAAAGACAUGUGACAGGUAAGGAAGACGAAGAUGAUGAAAGAGUUAGCAGAGAGCGUGAGUACUCAUACAAGGGUCGAAAUCAUAACGAUGGCCGAUCAAGUGGGAAGAGAUCCUCCUACGGUGAUAGAGAUUAAUGAUCUUGUUUCAUAUGUAUGUCUUUUAAGUUUCUCAAAUAUUGGUGUGUUUGUUGGUUUGUCACAACUCACAACAUAAGCCUUUUUUGUUGCUUGCAAACUAUUUUGAGUCUUUAAUUGUGGUUUACUCAUCAGUCAAAUGGUUUAACCUAAUAUUAU
Molecule: messenger RNA, 2225 nt
Organism: Eruca vesicaria subsp. sativa (arugula)
Lineage: Eukaryota; Viridiplantae; Streptophyta; Magnoliopsida; Brassicales; Brassicaceae
Source: the annotation of a GenBank genome assembly